GACGUCUAGGCGGAACCAUUUCUUCGUCAGGUCCAGAUUCCGCACGGAACCUUUGUAAAGGUGACACUCGCACGGAGCCGUGCGGCGGUGGUUCUGAUUCGUGGAUGAAGGUUGGUUCUUCCGUCCCGCUUUCUCCGAUUUCCCCGCGAAUAACCGACGCAGCCAUGCAAGAGCUGGGUGACGAGUUUGGGGGGAUGACGCCCCAACAGCUCGCUGCUCCCGUCAACACAGUCCAGGAAAAAUGGAAACUUUUGCCAGCUUUCUUGAAGGUGAAAGGGCUGGUGAAGCAGCACAUUGACUCUUUCAACUAUUUCAUUAAUGUCGAGAUCAAGAAGAUUAUGAAAGCAAAUGAGAAGAUCACAAGUGAUGCUGAUCCGAUGUGGUACCUCAAAUACCUCAAUAUCUAUGUCGGUAUGCCUGAUGUUGAAGAGAGCUUCAACGUAACAAGACCUGUCUCGCCUCAUGAGUGUCGUCUCAGAGACAUGACCUACUCAGCGUCCAUCACAGUGGACAUAGAGUACACUCGAGGCAGCCAGAGAAUCAUUCGAAAUGCCUUGCCCAUCGGAAGGAUGCCCAUCAUGCUGCGCAGCUCAAACUGUGUCCUGUCAGGAAAGACGCCCAUGGAGUUCUCGAAGCUCAAUGAAUGUCCCCUGGAUCCUGGGGGAUAUUUCAUUGUGAAAGGUCAAGAAAAGGUCAUUUUAAUCCAGGAACAGCUGUCCAAGAAUCGCAUCAUUGUGGAGCAGGACAGGAAAGGUGCAGUUGGAGCUUCUGUUACGAGCUCCACCCACGAGAAGAAGAGUAGAACUAAUAUUAUUGUCAAGCAGGGCAGAUUCUACCUGAGACACAACACACUGUCAGAAGACGCCCCCAUCGCCAUUAUAUUCAAGGGCAUGGGCGUUGAAAGUGACCAGGAGAUAGUGCAGAUGAUUGGCACAGAGGAACAUGUCAUGGCAAGCUUUGCCCCCAGCCUGGAAGAGUGCCAGAAGGCCCAGAUCUUCACCCAGACUCAGGCGCUAAGAUACCUGGGAAAUAAAGUGCGCAGACAGCGUAUGUGGGGAGGCCCCAAGAAGACCAAAAUGGAGGAGGCUAGAGAGCUUUUGGCUUCACUUAUCCUCACACAUGUGCCUGUCAAGGAGUUUAACUUCAGGGCCAAGUGUAUUUACCUUGCUGUGAUGGUGCGCAGGGUGAUCUUGGCCCAGGGGGACAACAAGGUGGAUGACAGAGACUACUAUGGAAACAAGCGUCUAGAGCUGGCUGGACAACUCCUGUCUCUGCUGUUUGAGGAUUUGUUCAAGAAGUUCAACUCCGAACUGAAGAAGAUUGCAGACCAGAUCAUUCCCAAGCAGAGGGCUGCUCAGUUCGAUGUAGUCAAGCACAUGCGUCAGGACCAGAUCACCAAUGGAAUGGUCAACGCUAUAUCUACGGGGAACUGGUCCCUAAAGAGAUUCAAGAUGGACCGUCAGGGCGUGACUCAGGUCCUGUCUCGCCUGUCCUUCAUUUCCGCCUUGGGUAUGAUGACCAGGAUCUCCUCCCAGUUUGAGAAGACCAGGAAGGUCAGCGGGCCGCGCUCCCUGCAGCCCUCCCAAUGGGGCAUGCUGUGCCCCUCCGACACCCCUGAAGGAGAGGCCUGUGGUCUGGUGAAGAACCUGGCCCUGAUGACCCACAUCACAACAGACAUGGAGGACGGUCCCAUCAUCAAGCUGGCCUUCAACCUUGGGGUGGAAGACGUCAACCUGCUGUGCGGAGAGGAACUUUCUUACCCCAGUGUUUUCCUUGUCUUCCUCAAUGGUAACAUCCUAGGUGUGAUCAGAGAUCACCACAAGCUGGUAAGCACCUUCAGGCUCAUGCGCAGGGCAGGCUUCAUCAACGAGUUUGUGUCCAUCUCCACCAACCUGUCAGAUCGCUGCGUCUAUAUCUCCUCUGAUGGCGGCCGCCUGUGCAGACCAUACAUCAUCGUGAAAAAAGGACAGCCGAUGGUGCAAAACCGACAUAUUGACGAGCUGUCGCAGGGCUACAGAACUUUUGAGGAUUUCCUUCAUGAAAGCUUGGUGGAGUACCUGGACGUAAACGAGGAGAACGACUGUCAGAUUGCCCUUUAUGAGCACACCAUAAACAAAGACACGACACACUUGGAAAUCGAGCCUUUUACUCUGCUAGGAGUUUGCGCUGGCCUCAUCCCCUACCCCCACCAUAACCAGUCCCCGAGGAACACAUACCAGUGUGCUAUGGGCAAGCAGGCCAUGGGUACUAUUGGCUACAACCAACGGAACCGCAUAGAUACUCUAAUGUACCUGCUGGCCUACCCCCAGAGACCCAUGGUGAAGACCAAGACCAUUGAGCUGAUUGACUUUGAGAAGCUUCCUGCGGGUCAGAAUGCCACUGUGGCUGUGAUGAGCUACAGUGGCUACGACAUAGAGGACGCGCUGGUCCUCAACAAGGCCUCUCUCGACAGGGGGUUUGGCAGGUGCCUUGUGUAUAAGAACGCUAAGUGUACCCUGAGGCGCUACACUAACCAGACCUUUGACAAGGUGAUGGGCCCCAUGCUGGAUGCUGCCACACGCAAGCCUAUCUGGAGGCACAGCAUCCUAGAUGCUGAUGGCAUCUGCUCCCCUGGUGAGAAAGUGGAAAACAAGCAGGUGUUGGUGAACAAGUCCAUGCCAACAGUCACCCAGACACCACUGGAGGGCAGUACCCAGCCAGGCCAGCCCCAGUACCGAGACGUGCCUAUCAGCUACAAGGGCUCAACAGACUCCUACAUAGAGAAGGUGAUGAUCUCUUCCAAUGCGGAGGACGCUUUCCUCAUCAAGAUCCUCCUCAGGCAGACCAGGAGACCGGAGAUAGGAGACAAGUUCAGCAGUCGGCACGGACAAAAAGGUGUGUGUGGCCUAAUAGUUCCACAAGAAGACAUGCCGUUCUGUGACUCGGGCAUCUGUCCAGACAUCAUCAUGAACCCUCAUGGAUAUCCUUCCAGAAUGACGGUGGGAAAGCUGAUCGAACUGCUGGCAGGGAAGGCGGGCGUCCUGGAUGGACGGUUUCACUACGGCACCGCCUUCGGUGGGAGCAAAGUGAAGGAUGUGUGUGAGGAUCUCAUCCGUUAUGGAUACAACUACCAGGGCAAGGACUACGUCACUUCUGGGAUCACUGGAGAACCAUUGGAGGCAUAUAUCUACUUCGGACCAGUGUAUUAUCAGAAGCUAAAGCACAUGGUCCUGGACAAAAUGCAUGCCAGAGCUCGCGGACCGAGAGCUGUUCUCACCAGGCAGCCCACCGAGGGGCGCUCCAGAGACGGCGGUCUGCGUCUGGGAGAGAUGGAGCGUGACUGCCUGAUUGGCUACGGAGCUAGCAUGCUACUGCUGGAGCGCCUCAUGAUCUCCAGUGACGCCUUCAAAGUUGACGUGUGUGGACAGUGUGGCUUGCUGGGAUACUCAGGAUGGUGUCACUACUGUAAGUCGUCCUGUCAUGUGUCCUCCCUGCGUAUCCCCUACGCAUGCAAGCUGCUUUUCCAGGAGCUGCAGUCUAUGAACAUUGUGCCACGCCUCAAACUAGCACGGUACAACGAGUGAACUGGACGUGGGACCGGUUAAGGUUUGUGCGAAAGCCACCAGUAAAGAGGAUCUGAGUUGAAAAGUCAAAAACGAGUUAAGUACGACAAGCUUUUACAGCGCUGAAGAUGAGCCAAAGCUGUAAAAAUGAACAUUUCCGUUUUAUUUUUUAGUUAUUGUUUUUUUUUAAACCAAAAAAUUAUUAAAAGAAAUCAUGUUUUUUUUUUAUAGUGUUUAAAAGUUUGUUUUCUUGUGUGUGUGCACAAUAAACUGAAUAUUUAUG
Molecule: messenger RNA, 3825 nt
Organism: Lampris incognitus (smalleye Pacific opah)
Lineage: Eukaryota; Metazoa; Chordata; Actinopteri; Lampriformes; Lampridae
Gene: polr3b
Product: polymerase (RNA) III (DNA directed) polypeptide B
Exons: 28
Coding region: 105-3563 (1152 amino acids)
Biological process (GO): DNA-templated transcription
Cellular component (GO): RNA polymerase III complex
Molecular function (GO): ribonucleoside binding; DNA binding; DNA-directed RNA polymerase activity
Source: RefSeq, a predicted model, not a curated record